Molecule: messenger RNA, 2594 nt
Organism: Ruditapes philippinarum (Manila clam)
Lineage: Eukaryota; Metazoa; Mollusca; Bivalvia; Venerida; Veneridae
Exons: 4
Coding region: 464-1609 (381 amino acids)
Source: RefSeq, a predicted model, not a curated record
AAAGAAACCUUUUGAAAUCAUGGACACACGCCAGAUUAAUGACCCCGAUAUCGAUAUUCGCAUUAUACUUUUAAAUUCCACAACUAACUAUGUCUGUGUAUUAUCUAUAAACACAAACAUAACUUUAAAUCGACUAAAGAUCGUGUUAAUACACGAAACAGCUUAAGCUUCGAUUGGCAUGUAUACAUGUUUGAACCACGUUUCUGUUUGUCUCAAUACACAAACUGUGGUUGACAAUGUGAAUAAGGAAGACAAUUUAUUAGUUCAUUCAAUGUUUUAUGACCUAUCUUUAAUAAAAUAGCUUUCUUUGUGCGGAUUAUUUUGUUUGGAAAUAAAAUUCUUACAUUGAUAUUGGUCUACAUGUAAAAAUUGUCUACGAAAUGUAUAUAAAAAACAGUGAAGGGUGCUUCAGUAAGUGUUGACAGAUUAAUGUAAUGGAUUUACAGGAUUAAUAGAAUUAACUAUGGCAACACAGAGUUCUUUACCCCCAUGUGUGAAGUUAACUGGUGGUAAACGUGUUGCUCCGGGACCUUUAAUCGUGACAACAAGUGAUGAGGAUUCUUCAGAUGGGGAAUUGUUUCCAACAAGUCCUAGGGCCAGUAUUGCCCCGAAGGUAAGUCCCCGUGCUAACGUGACGAAUAUAACAGAGACAUAUCCCAGUUUGAAAUUAGACUUAUCACGGACCUUCCCUGAGAAAACAGAUAAGUUUGAUACUUUUAGACAUGAACGCUCAGAAACAAAAUUACAGACUUUUACUGCUCGGGCAUCGUCGCCGUCAGCCGAACCCGGCUCAAACUCUCACAGGCAGGCCUGUGAAGGAUACGAACAUGACCACGAUUAUGAAAAUGUAGCAUCGCCUAGUGGGAGCAGUACAGCAAGUGGUCCAGUAUAUGUAAGGCCACCAGGGUUUCAGCACCAUGCGCAGGAAAUUAGAAGGAAAAAGAAAAAACCGACUGGCUUGUUAGACCGAAGAGAAGGACUCAAGAGUCGAGCCCCAACUCCACCAAAAGUCAAACCUAGACGAGAUCCUUUGCCAAUGAGGCUACGAGCGUUACCACAGUCAUUCUGGAAACAACCGAAUAAUCCAGCCUCAUUGUCACCAGGAAACAUGUUUUCAUCUUUACCUCCCCUUAGUUAUAACAAAGACGAGGAGGUGGCAGAAGUCCGGCCCAUCACACCUCCCGAAGAACGUGAGAAAAGUAAGAAACACACAAAGGUGCCAGAGAGGAAGGUAAUUGUUACUGGUGACACAGAUCUUCUUUUGAAACAUCUUUUUGCUGGCGUCAUGGAGGAGAAAAAAUCGACACAGAAUAGUAAUGCAGCUCAUUUAAAACGCGGAAGGCCGCCGAAAAAAAUGAUGACCUUACCAAGUAAAACCCAGACAAAGGGACUAAUGUCCGGGGAAGAUCCUUACCUGAUAGAUUGUUCACUGUCACAAAAACUGUUCCCCCAGUUGUCGUUAGAGACAAGCACGCGGCAAGGGCAUGGAGGGAGCUCAUCAUUACAACUGAUAACGUUACGUGAAGGGGACAAGUCCGUCACAUUACCGUCACUUAGUAUUGAACAGAAUUAUUCACAGAUGCUGUCAGAGCUAGUUAUGAAUAUCUGACUACCAAAUAUGUGGUCAUUUCAGACAAAGACAUUUCGUUCCGAAUCACUUCAGACGGUUUAAGAGAAAGUUAAACUAAACUACAAACUUUCUAUUUAGAGAAAUGUGGUUAUGUGAACAAGUUUAUGUCGGGUAGAUUUCAAGAGAGUGCCGUGUUAAUUCAUUAUAUGGAAUGUACAUGUAUAUAAGAACAAACUUGUGGUGUUCCGAGUUCUCAUAUAUAUUUGUUGUUCCGGAACAGUAUAGGCAAUACACUAUAUACGACAGUACAACAUAUACAAAAUACUUUACUAUCUGUGAUACUUAUUUAUUUUUCGUUGUUUAUAUAGUCAGUGAUAUUGUUGAGGUUGCCAUGGAAACAAGUGAACACACAUAUAUAUAUCUGCAGGGUAGAUUUAUUGGAGUGAUUUUCUCCCCUUACUUUGUUGAUAAUUUUAAUAUACUUUUUCCGUCCAAUAUCAGGUUAAGUUAAAUUUGUAAAUUAUUUAUUGAAAAUCUUUUUCAAAAUAUCUGUACUAUAACUUUAUGGAAAAUAUAAUCAUAUAUACCUCUAACCAAAUUCUUUAAAAUAUUUUUAACAAUAUAAAUGGACAUGCUAGUUAGAUACUUAAUUUAUAUUCGAGUGUUAUCUGUUUUUCCUUGUUAUUUCUGUUAUAUAAGAGCAAAUCUGUGAUAGAUAAAUCUUUAAUAAUGUUGCCAUUUUACAAAUUUCUGUAUAAAAUCAUAUCAAAUUAUCUUUAAUGAGGAAUUUAUGCGAUUGUUCUUAAAGGACAUGUACUGCUUAACUUGAAGUUGAUAAACAUGUAAUUUUUAUGACAUCCUUUAACCACAUAAUUGAAAUAAUAUGUGUUAUAAAGAGGGAAAAGUUAGAAUUUAAAUAAUUUAAAUCAAUAAAGUUUUAUCUCAGUCAAUAAACUCUAUGUUAUCUGACUUCAAGUCAAUGUACAUAUUUACAUUGUAUUUGAAUUGAAGUCAAUAAAUAAAU